AGGUAGGAGGAGCAGCUAGAUUGUUAGAUGAAGCACGCAAGUGGCAGCUGUAUAUAUUGAUGAACCACUACACCCUCGCCACCAGUCAAACAACGCCAAGCGCGCCUCCCGUGAACCCAGCGGCCCGUCAAGUCAAAGCAUGGACGUGCCGCUCCCGCUGCUGCUCGGCUCCGUGGCCGUUUCCCUCGUCGUGUGGUGCCUUCUGCUCCGCCGCGGCGGGGCCGGGAAGGGGAAGCGGCCGCUGCCGCCCGGUCCCCGGGGCUGGCCGGUGCUGGGCAACCUGCCGCAGGUCGGCGCCAAGCCGCACCACACCAUGUGUGCUAUGGCGCGGGAGUACGGCCCGCUGUUCCGGCUCCGGUUCGGCAGCGCCGAGGUGGUGGUGGCCGCGUCGGCGCGGGUGGCGGCCCAGUUCCUGCGCGCCCACGACGCCAACUUCAGCAACCGCCCGCCCAACUCCGGGGCCGAGCACGUGGCGUACAACUACCAGGACCUGGUGUUCGCCCCGUACGGCUCCCGGUGGCGCGCGCUACGGAAGCUGUGCGCGCUCCACCUCUUCUCCGCCAAGGCCCUGGACGACCUGCGCGGCGUCAGAGAGGGCGAGGUAGCGCUCAUGGUGAGGGAGCUCGCCCGGCAGGGAGAGCGAGGACGGGCCGCCGUGGCGCUGGGCCAGGUGGCCAACGUCUGCGCGACCAACACGCUGGCCCGGGCGACCGUGGGCCGGCGCGUGUUCGCCGUCGACGGAGGGGAGGGCGCCAGGGAGUUCAAGGAGAUGGUGGUGGAGCUGAUGCAGCUCGCCGGGGUCUUCAACGUCGGGGACUUCGUGCCGGCGCUCGCGUGGCUCGACCCGCAGGGCGUGGUCGGCAGGAUGAAGCGGCUGCACCGCAGGUACGACGACAUGAUGAACGGGAUCAUCAGGGAGAGGAAGGCCGCCGAGGAAGGCAAGGACCUGCUCAGCGUGCUGCUGGCCAGGAUGCGGGAGCAGCAGCCGCUAGCGGAGGGCGACGACACUAGGUUCAACGAGACUGACAUCAAGGCACUUCUCCUGAACCUCUUCACGGCUGGGACGGACACGACAUCCAGCACGGUGGAGUGGGCGCUGGCCGAGCUGAUCCGGCAUCCGGACGUGCUCAGGAAGGCCCAGCAGGAGCUCGACGCCGUCGUCGGCCGCGACCGCCUCGUCUCCGAGUCGGACCUCCCGCGCCUCACGUACCUCACGGCGGUGAUCAAGGAGACGUUCCGUCUGCACCCGUCCACGCCGCUGUCGCUGCCCCGCGUCGCCGCCGAGGAGUGCGAGGUGGACGGGUUCCGCAUCCCCGCCGGCACCACGCUGCUGGUGAACGUGUGGGCGAUCGCCCGAGACCCGGAGGCGUGGCCCGAGCCUCUCGAGUUCCGGCCCGCCCGCUUCCUCCCGGGCGGCUCGCACGCGGGAGUCGAUGUCAAAGGGAGCGACUUCGAGCUCAUCCCGUUCGGCGCCGGCCGGAGAAUCUGCGCGGGCCUCAGCUGGGGUCUGCGGAUGGUCACGCUCAUGACGGCCACGCUGGUGCACGCCCUGGACUGGGACCUCGCCGACGGCAUGACCGCGGACAAGCUGGACAUGGAGGAGGCCUACGGGCUCACCCUGCAGCGCGCCGUGCCGUUAAUGGUCCGCCCAGCACCCAGACUGCUGCCGUCUGCUUACGCAGAGUAGAAAUCGAUGCUCGCCGGCCAUCCAUGCCGUCCGUAUGCAUGGAUGCAUGGUCAAAUAAAUAAGCGUUGUACGUGGGUAUCAGUGUCACAAACUCACAAUGUGUAUCAUGUAUUGCUUCGUC
This is a messenger RNA of Zea mays, 1808 nucleotides long. RefSeq lists its product as uncharacterized. Bases 140 to 1687 code for a protein of 515 amino acids. The record is from RefSeq and is marked validated. Gene Ontology annotation, molecular function: oxidoreductase activity, acting on paired donors, with incorporation or reduction of molecular oxygen; iron ion binding; monooxygenase activity. NCBI's taxonomy places the organism in Eukaryota, Viridiplantae, Streptophyta, Magnoliopsida, Poales, Poaceae. The transcript is spliced from 2 exons.